Giardia duodenalis is the source of this 1176-nucleotide messenger RNA. RefSeq lists its product as uncharacterized. The coding region runs from base 1 to 1176 and encodes 391 amino acids. The transcript has a single exon. The record is from RefSeq and is a predicted model, not a curated record. Lineage: Eukaryota; Fornicata; Diplomonadida; Hexamitidae.
AUGUUUAGCAACUAUGUACUUAGCAGAGGAAACGCGUCUGCUUACGGUCGCUCCACGGCCGGGUGUACAUUCGGAAGCAGGCUGGGUACGCCAAACCCCCGCUAUCUCAACGGCCUCAUAGAUGAAUAUUAUCGCCCCAUGCCUCGAUACAGUCGACGAGCAAGCGGCUCGCGGUCCCGAUCCCACAGUCCCUCCAGUGUGCGAGUGCAAAGCAAUGGCAAAAAGACCAGCAGGCCCUCCAGCAACCGCUCCAGGGGUUCCCGAGCAAGCAGCACUACCAAAGAUGCUGGCCGAGAACCCUCCAUCGCUUAUCCUCCGUGGUACAACGACGAAGACAUACGGAGAUUCGAGCUUGUGCGGCGGAUCAGAGAAGAAACAAGCCGUGUUCCUAAAAAUAGUGAUAAGUACGACCUCGUUAGUGGCCUCAGCAGACCUACAAGCGCUAGUAGCAGAAGCAGUAGCAGGGCUAGUAGUCGCAGGGGUUCGUUCACAGAGCACAACCACAACAUGUGGGAACCUGCCAGAACCCAGAAGGCGACCAGGCGAGAUGCCCAGAAGACUAUUCAACGGCUUGUCCGGGCGCAAUCUCGAGACAAGAAGGUUGUCUUCGACACACCCGUAGUAGCUCAGCAGCCCAUCCACCCGGUCGUUGCGACAGACAGCCGGCACCAUAUCGACACAUCUUCCGACUCAUGCGAAAUCGCCGAUGCGCGCCCGCGGCUAUCAACGCUUCAAUUUUACGGCAAGUUCCUGGGGUCCCAGGCUCUACUAAAGAGACGUGCCCGGAGGUUGCAAUCUCUUUUGGAUGAGACACCCGUGUUCUAUGCACCCAAUGGUGAUACAGUCGUUUUGCAAGAUGCAGAGACCUCGGACUCAUCUUCUACAGACACAGAACACUUGGCACGCAAUGCCAUUUCGGGACUCAUGAACCUGAUCUCCGAAGACGGGGGUUCCUUGUCAAAGCCCGUUCGUACAAGGUCUAAUAGAAGAUACGCAAACGAGCAUAGGCAGGAUAUCUCUAUGGACGAGUGCAUAGACCUGUCAAAGCCAGGCGGAGUUUUGCUUACUGAUCGGAACUCACUCGAGUCGCGGUACCGCUUGUACAAUCAGCAGCGCGUUCUGCGGCCCAUGCUAGACCAGUCUACUGGAUAUCCAUCUAAGUAUGCGAGGGAAUAA